UCAGAACACCUGAUUGUCAACAGAGUGGAAAUGUCCGCCGUUAGCGGGGAAGAAGGGCUCUCACAGAUGGAGACCGAACCGAGAACUCCCCCUGUGUCGACCAGGUAACACGGUUAGCUGAGUUUAUCUUAACCGGAAAUCACGGACUUCAUAAAACUAUUAUUUCUUUCUUUGGGGAGUGGGGGGGCUUCCGUAAACAUUAACGUUAAGUUUUUAGUUAAGCAUCUGUACGGACACACGCGCUGUCACUGCGGGGGACGUUAUGGUAGUUAACGUGUCGCUGGUACGGCAGCCGGGAAGUUAAUAACGGCGUAACCACGCGAACCGUUAAAUACGGAUGUGGCGUUAACGGGGCGGACUGAAUCCGCCAUUCCGAACCUCUCACUUUGGUUGCAUGUUUCACACGAGGUGCCCCCCGCCAGACGGAGCUCCAUCGCCAUCCUCCUCAAACCAGAACAAAUAAAUAAAAACAGGCACAUUCAAGGUCUACUAAAGCGAUACAUGCUAACGGUAGCGUUAGCUAGUGAGGCUCCGACAACCGGAGAGAAGCAUGAAAACACGGGUACAGUUGAGCAGGGUCGCUUUAUUCAAACGCUGACUUCUCCGGUUAAAACACGGAACGCCCCGCAAUGAGCUCGGUGGUCGGAACACGCGUGAUGUCACGCUGAGGCAGUGGCCCGUAUCUCCAGCGUAUAGUAACCGGUCCUCAUGAGCCACGAGAGGGUGUCGCUGCAUCGCUUUACCCAUCACAGGGUUACUUCCGGUUUCCGGUGGACUCUUUCUCUUGCCCCCCCCAACGUUAAAGUGGUUCUCAUUUAACAAGCCACAGCCAUGUUGGCUUCCAUGUGGCCGCAGAGACUCUUCGGGGAGGCGUCCGUAUGCAUAAUUUAAGGAAGUGAUAUCGAAAAGUGAUGAAUAUUAUUUAAUGCAGGUCACAAGUAGCAGAAAACUAGACACCCACAAAUCAACCACCCCCAGAAACACUGAUCUGUAGUUACAUCUUUGCUCUGCUUACAUAACUCUGUCCCAGUUUCUUAAAUAGAUGAGAAUAAUAAGCGUGUGUAAUUUGGACGGCGUUGGAAUUCGGUUCAGUUUGGUGAGACGUUUCACUUUGCAGCUCCAGUUGGGAGCCGUUGACCCUGCAGCCUGGAGGCCGCUGAGUGUUCUGCAUAGCGACCACAUCAGGCUUCUUCUUUCCAUGGGGCUUCCUUCGCCUCGCAGCUGUCUUCUGACAGCAGCUUUAAAGGGACCGCCACCAAUAACACAGCCCCCCCCCCCCUACUCCCUCACCCCGCCUGUGGUUUGGUUAAUGGGGAAGUAAAACCCAAACGAUGUCCGCUCUCCAAUAUGUUGUAAACGGUUUGACUUUACUUAAGCGGGGUGGGGUGAAGGAGCCCCCCCGAUCACUGAGGGUAAUCGUUUGUUUGUCUGCAGUGAGUUGUUGCCCAGCAGGAGUGUGUGUGUGUGUGUGUGUGUGUCCCGGGUGGCUCCUCAAUCAGCUGAUCGUAGUGGCAGUGUUGGGUUUCAUCAUGCUGUUUAUUCCUCCACCCUGAAGGGGGGGGGGGGGGGGGGGGUGUUUGCUGUCGUGUUGACGUCUCCAGACUCUGAGCCUCCGCUCGCCCUCCCCUUUCUGUCGCCUUCACUUCUCUUUUUCCUCUUCUUCAACAACAACCCAGAGGGAAGGAGGCUGGGGAGGAGUUUGAUUACAGCCCCUCCCCCCCGGUUUGUUUAUAUGUGCUGCUUGUCGUCCCUCUCUCAGCACCGGCCACCUUAUUGCAACACUUGCUGUCAAAAACCGAUGUCCCAAGCUGGGCGUGUGUGUGUGUGUGUGUCAGGAGGGGGAGGGCUCUAACCUGUGAUGCUAUUAAUACCACCUAAUGAACAUAAUCUGGUGGGGAGGUGAUCCUCUUUCAUUCGUCGGCCCCCGAGGCCGAGGGGAGGAGUGCAGGGCGAGAGGAGGAGGAGGGAAAAGGCUGCCGUGUUGUAAUUCCACAUCGAGUUGCGUCUCUCUGCUGCUCCACUGAAUGGAAGAAACAGAAAGCUAAACAGAGGCCUAACGUUUCGUUUCUCAUCUAAUCUGCCCCCCCUCCCAACACCACACCCCUUUAUAUUUUGCUCACACCUCUUGCUCUGUCUCUCUGUGCUGUGUUGAAGUGAACAACUUUGAAGUGUGUGCUUGUUUACACACUAGUAGGUGGGUGCGUGUUUGGAUAAAAACAAUAACUUGCUGGGUAAAAACCGAGUGUUUUUCUCCGGUCAUGAACUCUCCACCAUCUUACUCGGGAGCUAGAAUAUCUGGCUGCUGGACCCUAAGAUCUGAUGGCAGCGCUGCGUUGCGUUUCAGCGGAGUCGGCGACGGCUCGCUGGACCGGCUUCUCCCUGCAGUGAGCACCGGCCUCUCCCCCAGGAAGAGGACCACCAGCCAGUGCAAGUCGGAGCCCCCUCUGCUGCGCACCUCCAAGCGCACCAUCUACACGGCGGGCCGGCCGCCCUGGUACAACGAGCACGGGGCGCAGUCCAAGGAGGCCUUCGUCAUCGGUCUGUGCGGCGGCAGCGCUUCAGGGAAGACGACGGUAGCGAGGAAGAUCAUCGAGGCGCUGGACGUGCCGUGGGUUGUGUUGCUCUCCAUGGACUCGUUUUACAAGGUCCUGACCCCAGAUCAGCAGACUCUGGCCGCCAGCAACGACUACAACUUCGACCACCCCGACGCCUUCGACUUCGACCUGCUGACGCACACCGUGCGCAAACUCAAGCAGGGCAAGAGUGUGAAGAUCCCCGUGUACGACUUCACCACCCACGGCCGGCAGAAGGAGUGGAAAACCGUGUACGGAGCCAGCGUCAUCAUCUUUGAGGGAAUCAUGGCGUUUGCAGACAAGAAGCUCCUGCAGCUGCUGGACAUGAAGAUCUUCGUGGACACGGACUCCGACAUCCGGCUGGUGCGUCGGCUGAGGCGUGACAUCACGGACCGGGGGCGGGACAUCGAGGGCGUCAUCAAGCAGUACAACAAGUUUGUAAAGCCGGCCUUCGAGCAGUACAUCGAGCCCACCAUGCGCCUGGCCGACAUCGUGGUGCCACGGGGCGGAUGCAACAUGGUGGCCAUUGAUUUGAUUGUGCAGCACGUGCACAGUCAGCUGGAGGAGAGGAAACUUCGCUGGGAUAUGGCAGCCCUGGCUUCUGCACACCAGGCCCAGCCCCUCCCCCAGACCCUCAGUGUUCUGGAGAGCACGCCCCAGGUGCGGGGCAUGCACACCAUCAUCAGAAACAAGGAAACGAGCCGCGACGAGUUCAUCUUCUACUCCAAGAGGUUGAUGCGACUCCUGAUCGAGCGGGCGCUCUCCUUCCUCCCCUCCCAGGUCCACGCAGUGCAGACCCCCCAGGGGGAGGAUUACGAAGGCAGGACUUUCCACGGGAAGAGGAUCACGGGCGUGUCCAUCCUGCGCGCCGGCGAGACCAUGGAGCCCGCCCUGAGGGCCGUGUGCAAAGACGUCCGCAUCGGCAAGAUCCUCAUCCAGACCAACCAGGACACGGGAGAGCCGGAGCUUCACUACCUGCGUCUCCCCAAAGACAUCGGUGAAGACCACGUGAUCCUGAUGGACUGCACCGUGUCCACGGGAGCCGCCGCCAUGAUGGCGGUGCGCGUGCUGCUGGACCACGACGUUCAGGAGGACAAGAUCCUGCUGGUGUCCCUGCUGAUGGCAGAGAUGGGGGUGCACUCGGUGGCCUACGCGUUCCCACAGGUCAAAAUCAUCACCACAGCUGUGGACAAGAAGGUCAACGACCUCUUCCACAUCAUACCCGGCAUCGGAAACUUCGGGGAUCGAUACUUUGGGACCGACGCGCCGCCCGACUGGAGCGACGAGGAGAUGGACGAGCCCAGUUACUGACAUCGCAGGGCUCCGCCCCCUCGGAAACAAAGACACUGCUAACCCCAAGUUCACUUUUUAAUCUCAAGGAAAGAACAGCCUGGAGGAAGUUUUAUAAAGUAUGACAUGUUUUUAUUUGUACAGUAUGUGGUUCCGUACAAUUUCACGUUAUCGUCUGAACUGACAAUCUGACUUUUGGCCGCGUGUUGCUCUGAGAAGACGAAGCCUAAAGCCGACGCCAAUGAAUGUGAGUCUGAGCGCAACAGAAGAAGACGUCAAGCUUUUUUUCUUUUCUUUUUACCACAAAUACCUUCUUCACAAUCUUCACCAAAGUACAAAUCAGAACGUGAACCCGCGUUGCUCAACUUCCAUCGCCACGAGCGCUCUCUGAAGGGCCGCUCGAUCGGAAAACGUGUGGGCGUAUCCGUCUCUCUGUCUUCUUUUUUUUUUUUUUUUGCCUCUUCCUUUUGGUGGAUGCUGACCUGACUGGUUUAAACCGGUCUCUUCAUUAUACAGCUCAGAGUACGCACUUACAUUCAUGCAGCCUGCUCUUCAUUUACAUAUAUUCUUCCUGUGGAUGGACCAGCCAACAAAACGGGUCAUCUGCAACGCAUUCAUUUUCCUCCUUCUUCAUGCAUCAGAUGGUAUUUAUUUUUGAACUUCUCAAUGCCAGAAAGUGCCCUUCUAGUUCCUGGUAUUGAUGAGAUCUGUAAAAGUUGAUGCCUAUUUAUUAUCUACUUUUUUUUUUUUGUUUUAGAA
Messenger RNA from Pungitius pungitius (ninespine stickleback), 4622 nucleotides. It is a transcript of the gene uckl1b, whose product is annotated as uridine-cytidine kinase 1-like 1b. The coding region runs from base 2259 to 3884 and encodes 541 amino acids. Gene Ontology annotation, molecular function: kinase activity; ATP binding. The transcript is spliced from 15 exons. Lineage: Eukaryota; Metazoa; Chordata; Actinopteri; Perciformes; Gasterosteidae. Gene Ontology annotation, cellular component: cytoplasm. The record is from RefSeq and is a predicted model, not a curated record.